Molecule: messenger RNA, 3435 nt
Organism: Odontomachus brunneus
Lineage: Eukaryota; Metazoa; Arthropoda; Insecta; Hymenoptera; Formicidae
Gene: oxt
Product: xylosyltransferase oxt
Exons: 8
Coding region: 337-3135 (932 amino acids)
Biological process (GO): chondroitin sulfate proteoglycan biosynthetic process; heparan sulfate proteoglycan biosynthetic process
Cellular component (GO): membrane
Molecular function (GO): protein xylosyltransferase activity
Source: RefSeq, a predicted model, not a curated record
UUGACUGUCACAUAGUGCCUGCAUUCGAUGCAUUCAUGACAGUGCAUACGAUGGGGUGUGCGGAGCGCAUGAGUGGAAGAACGCGUUUGAGUUUCCGCCGAAGAGAGUAAGGUACGGACUGAUUCUCACUACCGAUGAGGGUACCGAGCGACAAAAAUUUGUCAGCUCUGAGCUGACUUGGCUUCAAUUUUGCACGGUAAUCGACGAUAAUCAGAAAUAUGAGAUAUCCAUUUCUGUCAACUGACAAAUUCCAUUUUUAAUUUCUCUAAAGUAAGAUCUGAGGAAAAGAUCUCUAUAAGCAAUUAAAAAAAUUUACAGAAGCAAUAUUUAAGAAACAUGGUGAAUACUAAGAACUAUCCAGCUGGCCGUUCAUCUAGCUGUUUACGCAAAUAUCGACUGCUCUUCACAUUUGGGGUAACUGUAUUAUGUGUACAGAUUUAUCUGGCACACACAUUUUUUGGUCUGGACAAUGGCAAAAGUAAAUCCAGUCGGCUCUCCUCUGGAGAGGGUGGUUCUUCUCAACCUGAAGAGGGUGAGGGCUUGCCAAAAGGCUUACGUCAAUUGAAACUUCCACCUGAUAAACAGACAAGCAAACAAACAGACAAACAAACAAGCACAAAUAAGCAAACUCUGCAGUUUCAAAGAAAUCGCACCGCCAGAAUUAAGCUAGAUUAUAAAACGCUAAACUUUAUACCUAUGUGCGAGAUUACAGGCAGAGAAGCAGUGAGUGCCGUAACGCGUGCUCAGAGUCAAGCAUGCAAGCAACGCAUUGUCAAUGUGACGUGCCUUAACCAGCAGGGUUCACUGUACCCGAAAAGAGUACAAUCUUUGUGUCCUCAUUCUCCAGGUUUUACAGGCAUGCCGACCAGCUUAGGUUGCUUCAAAGAUGAUAAGGCAUUGAGAAUACUUUCUAGUUAUUAUCAUAUUUUCAAAGGGAACAAUUCUCCGGAGCGCUGCGCUUACAUGUGUCUUCAAUCAGGAUAUCCAUACGCCGGUACAGAAUAUUCUGUGGAAUGCUUCUGUGGGAUGGAGGAACCUCCAUUUACAAAACGUUUACCAGACUCCAGCUGCAAUAUGAAAUGUUCCGGCAAUCCAAAGCAGUCGUGCGGUGGCUAUUUAACUAUCAAUGUAUAUUGGACUGGAAUUCAAAAGUUUAAACCUCAAGAAGCGAAAAAUUCAAGUUUAAAGAAUGAAUCUGAACAGCCUGCGCGAAUAGCCUAUCUGCUAACAGUGAAUGGUAGGGCGAGCCGGCAGGUGAAACGGCUUAUAAAUAUUUUGUAUCAUCCCUCACAUUUAUUUUAUAUCCACGUUGAUGCAAGACAGGAUUACUUAUAUCGUGAAAUGUUGAAGGUGGAAAGAUCAUGCAAAUUGAACAAUAUCAAAGUAGCGAGAGGGGAGGGCUUGAGAUACGCAAGUAUCUGGGGCGGUGCGAGUCUUUUGACGACUCUUUUGAAGUCUGCGCAACAGAUGCUCACUCAUCAUAAUCAUUGGGACUUUCUCGUGAAUCUGUCGGAAUCCGACUUCCCAGUGAAAAGCAACAAUGAAUUAACUGAAUUUCUGAGCUGGAAUAAGGGCAUGAACUUCGUGAAAUCUCACGGAAGAGAAGUUCAACGUUUCAUAACGAAGCAAGGUUUAGAUAAAACUUUCGUCGAGUGUGAGACGCGCAUGUGGAGAGUCGGCGAUCGAAAAUUACCAGAUGGUAUUCAAAUUGACGGUGGUAGUGAUUGGAUUGCUCUAAGUCGGGACUUUGUCGAGUAUGUUGCCAAUCCGAGUCCUGAUCCAAUAGUAUCCAGUCUGUUAAAACUAUUCAAAUACACUUUGCUGCCGGCUGAAUCAUUCUUUCACACUGUUUUGAGAAAUUCGAGAUUCUGCAACACCUAUAUAGACAAUAACUUGCACGUAACUAACUGGAAAAGAAAAUUAGGAUGCAAGUGCCAGUACAAGGCAGUAGUAGACUGGUGUGGGUGUAGUCCGAACGAUUUCAAACUCGAGGAUUUUGACCGGAUACAGAACACUGCGGAUCGCAAUUUAUUCUUCGCCCGGAAGUUCGAGCCCGUCAUCGAUCAGAGAAUCGUGGACAAAGUAGAGGAAUGGCUAUAUCCUGAUAAAAUAAACAAAAGUCGAGCUAUCAAAGCCGAGGGUUAUGAUAUGUAUUGGCAAAGUCUAUAUAAUCAUGCGGAUCUGAGUCCACUACCUGACGACGCGUUACUGACACUUUCGUAUUCCUUGACGAGGCUGGCUUUCCAGAAACUGAAAAUGAACUAUAAAGAUAGUCGCUUAUUGGAAAACACCGCAUACUUCCGAGAAAAUCGGUUUGCUGGCAUUUUAAUUCUCGCAGAGAAUAAAGAUAAAUCCUCUGAUACAUCCGCAUUACCCAACGAUCGUGUGAGACGCAUAGAAGCUUUGGUUCAUGUGCGACAUAACUUCUCCACAGAUGGGUAUUGGUUGGGAAAAAUACGGAGUCUCGCUGUCAGUACGGAUUACGAUCAAAAGGAGCAAACGUUCAGAAACCUGAUAAGCAGUAUAGGCCCGUAUUCUAAUCCAGUAUUGGCUUAUGAAUUUGAUAGAGACAUUGCAGUACCGCAAAAUAUAUCAAUCCUAUGGAUUGAUCCACAAGGUCGUCUGGCCGACAUUAAUCAUAUUCUCCUUGAGGAGAUGACCCUGGUGGGACAUGUUAAACCGCAGCUGAACGAACAGUUAACUGUUGGCACCUGGCGGCUAUUGUUACUUGCUGACACCUUGCUGGUGACAAAAUUGAAUUUUUUGGUGAUUCCAUUGUCUUAUUGGAAAACCAAGAGAAUCGAUCCGAAAAAGUUUAAGGAGAUAAUAGACGGUCCGAGCGCCGUUUACCAUGUUACAGAGGAAAUGAAUAAAAAAUGGUCGAACUUAGUAAGAUCCGCAAUGCGGAAUGAUGAGCAAAAUGAACACGGCCAGAAUAGGAUCAUUGAUGUCGGCAACGACAUUGAUGAUUACAUAGACAAGUUAGUAUACGAGCAUUAUGACAUUGUCGAGAUAUGCGACGCCGACGACAAGAGUCGGACCAAAAUGAAGCUACAAAAGUGUACCGAGAUUCAUUGGAGCUCUCUGAGCCCCGAUUCAAAGGCUGAAACUCGUAAUCUAUGUCAAAACUACUAAUUAAUUAUUUUACCAACUACGUGCCAUUUUCGCCGUUUUGAAAUUUAUUGUAUGUGUAUAAAGAUUACAAAUGUCUUUAGAUAUUUUUAUAUCGACUAAACUGUAAAUAUAUAUAUUACAUAUUUAUAAGAAAAAGGUAUUAUAUAUACAUACAUAUAUACAUAUGUAUACUUGCCUACAUAUAUAUAAUUUAUAUAUAUAUAUGUGCGUAAAGAUAUACAUAAAUUUUUGGUAUAUGUUGUAACUAAUAAUUCUAUCUAAUAUUUUCACAUUAAAGAUAAAUAUAUUAUAUUAACAUGA